AUCAUCCCAUCAUCGUCUCCCCAAUUCCGCAUCGUCUCCCCCCUUCUGUUAUUUGGAUCGCGACAAAGUUUGCGGGGAUCGUGGGGGAAAUUUUUAUCGAUCCCCCGAUCGUCGAUUCCCUUCUAUCUAUUUCCGUCGCCUCUCGUAAUCGAAGGUUUCGUUGAUCCGAUGAUGCGCGUGCGGCAGGAGCCGAUCGUCGCUUCGAGAACGGACUAGGGUUUGGAUCUGUCGUCGCGGUGGAGAUCUUGAUCUUCUAGGGCUUGGGGUCGUUUCUGGCGGCGGAGAUUGAGACGGACGGCUCUUGCUUCGACGUGGCCUUCGGAAGGGAGCGGUAGAGCUUUUUUGGGUGGAUUCUUUUGGUCGGAGGGGGAUUCGGUUGCCCGGUGCUUUCGGGUUCCGGUUUCUUGGAAUGUAGGUGUCCAGGAUCUGGAAAAGCUGGGAAGGUUGGGCGCUGAUAGAGUCAAUUUUAGGGUUUCCUUUUGGCUGUGGUUGUAGAUAUCUAGUGGAUCGCUGAAAACAAGUGUCUUUUUUGGAUGAGCCUAGAGAUAUAGAGGACUUUAGUAUCGCUUGAUUCUUGUGGUGGUGAAUUUUUUGUCGGAAUCUUCCAUGGAGCACGUUAUUGGUGGAAAAUUUAAGCUCGGCAAAAAGAUUGGAUGCGGAUCUUUUGGCGAGCUCCAUCUAGGUGUUAACAUACAAAGUGGAGAGGAAGUCGCAAUAAAGUUGGAGUCGGUGAAAGCCAAGCAUCCUCAACUUCAUUAUGAGUCAAAAUUGUAUAUGCUUCUUCAAGGAGGAACUGGAAUUCCACACCUAAAAUGGUUUGGUGUGGAAGGAGAAUACAAUGUCAUGGUCAUCGAUCUUCUUGGGCCUAGUCUUGAAGAUUUGUUCAACUACUGUAGCCGGAAGUUCUCACUGAAGACAGUGUUAACGCUUGCUGAUCAAAUGAUUAAUCGAGUGGAAUAUAUGCACUCAAGGGGUUUUCUUCACCGUGAUAUAAAGCCAGAUAACUUUCUUAUGGGCCUUGGCCGUAAAGCAAAUCAGGUUUACAUCAUUGAUUAUGGCCUUGCAAAGAAAUAUAGGGAUCUUCAGACUCAUAAGCACAUUCCAUACAGGGAGAACAAGAACCUGACCGGGACAGCACGGUAUGCUAGUGUUAAUACACAUCUUGGGGUUGAGCAAAGCCGGAGAGAUGAUUUGGAAUCUCUUGGUUAUAUGCUUAUGUAUUUCCUAAGAGGAAGCCUUCCCUGGCAAGGGCUUAAAGCUGGCAAUAAAAAGCAGAAGUAUGAUAAAAUUAGUGAAAAAAAGAUGCUUACUUCAGUGGAGGUACUUUGCAGAUCAUAUCCAUCAGAAUUUGUAUCUUACUUUCACUAUUGUCGUUCCUUGCGAUUUGAGGACAAGCCAGAUUAUUCUUACCUGAAACGGCUUUUCCGUGACCUAUAUAUUCGAGAAGGGCAUCAGUUUGAUUAUAUUUUCGACUGGACCAUUCUGAAGCAUCCUCAUAUUGGUACUAAUCCUCGAACACGGCCAAAUGGAAGAACAAGUGGAGCUAUUGGUCCAUCGAUGGAAAGGGCAGAAAGAACUUCUGUUGGGCAAGAGGUUCGUGAUAGAAUCUCAGGUGCGGUCGAAGCAUUUGCUAGAAGGAAUGCCUCUGGUUCUGGUCAUCAUGGUGAACACUCCAAGCACAAAAUACCGGAUGAUGCACAUAUAUCAUCCAAGGAAGUGCUUGAGUCGGAGAAAGUCCGUCCAUCGUCUCGCAGUGGGAGCACAUCCAAGAGGGCUAUUUUCUCAAGCAGCAGGCCAAGUUCAUCUGUUGAGCGUAGUGAGACUCAACAUAGCAGAACAAGCAGGUUAUUUUCUAGCAGCCGUCGCCCUGCCAGUGCCCAAAGAGUUCAGCAGCCCAUCAUAGAUUCCAGGUCAUCAUCCAUCUCCAGAUCAGCAGCAGCAGCCAGAGGCAGCCGUAAUGAACCUCUUCUCCGAAGCUUUGAACGCCUGUCUUUUGGUUCUGAAAAGAGAAAGUAAAGAAAAGCUCAAGUUGCUGCUUUUCUUCCAGAGGGUCAGGAUUAUGAUAAGCCUUUUGUAUGAAUAUUUCACUCCUUAUCAUGCCCUGUCCGGUCCAUAUUGUUUUCCGGCCUGAUGGUCAUGAGGUGCCUUUACAAAGCCACCUUUUGCAACUUGAUCCAUUCAAUAACCAAAGUUGAAAUUCCCUGUAGUUCCUUCUGGGCUUUAAGUUGCCCAGGAGCAAGUCAGAGUCACUUGUUGGACACUCGUGAACAAAUCUUAGGCCAUAAAUAACUGCCGUGUGUUGACUCUCUUUAGCCA
Molecule: messenger RNA, 2316 nt
Organism: Musa acuminata subsp. malaccensis (wild Malaysian banana)
Lineage: Eukaryota; Viridiplantae; Streptophyta; Magnoliopsida; Zingiberales; Musaceae
Product: casein kinase 1
Biological process (GO): endocytosis; signal transduction; peptidyl-serine phosphorylation
Cellular component (GO): nucleus; cytoplasm
Molecular function (GO): ATP binding; protein serine/threonine kinase activity
Source: RefSeq, a predicted model, not a curated record